UUUCUCCAAGGACGUCGUUGUUGAGCUGUCAAGGAGAAAAACUACCAUGGCUUCCAGUUCUUUGACAAAACCUCAGAUGCGUGGCCUUCUGGCCAAGCGUCUGCGAUUUCGUAUUGUUGGAGCAUUCGUUGUCUCCUUGGGAGUUGCAGCUUUCUAUAAGUUUGCUGUGGCUGAACCGAGAAAGAAGGCAUAUGCAGAUUUCUACAGAAAUUAUGAUUCCAUAAAAGAUUUUGAGGAGAUGAGGAAGGCUGGUAUCUUUCAGAGUGCAAAGUGAUUUUGGAAUAUAAAGAAUUUCUUUGGGUUGAGUUCCAUGGAAGUUUGUCACUUACCUGUGUUCCUGAACUAUGAACUACUAAUAUCUGGGCUAAGGAAUAGUUUCUCAUGAUAAAUAAACGAUUAACAAAUAAAA
This is a messenger RNA of Eubalaena glacialis (North Atlantic right whale), 409 nucleotides long. Its product is annotated as cytochrome c oxidase subunit 6C-like. Gene Ontology annotation, biological process: mitochondrial electron transport, cytochrome c to oxygen. Lineage: Eukaryota; Metazoa; Chordata; Mammalia; Artiodactyla; Balaenidae. Bases 47 to 274 code for a protein of 75 amino acids. The transcript has a single exon. The record is from RefSeq and is a predicted model, not a curated record.